AGAUCAAAAGUGCUUUUCCUCAACAAUUAAUCAACUCAAACACUGAACUCUUAGAUUGUGAGAAUUUUCUUUUAAAGAUGUACGCAAGCCGCCUAUUGGCCAGAAGUUUAAGCCAAAGAAGUCCGAUACUGAAGCAAUUGAUCAGCCAGAAGCCGCUGGCACGGAUGCCAGCUUGCCUUCAGCUGGAGGUGACGACGGCUCGUUGGUUUGCUACCAAAGACGUUAAGGAUGUCAAGGAUGUCAAGGAUACCAAGGAUGUGAAAGCGAGCGGACCCACGACAAUAGGGCCGGACGGAAAUGUGCUGAUACCGCCGGUCAUCCUAAAGAUUGUACCCGCCCGGCCGUCCCCAAAUUUAUCCUAUGACGAUCGCAAUAUGAUACUGGGACGGGAACUGUCGCCCCACCUGUCCAUAUACAAGAUUCAGGUUACUUCGUUGCUUUCCAUCUGCCUCCGAAUGAGCGGCUUUGUCCUUGCUAUUUUCGUUUGGGCCCUGGGAAUUUCCGGACUCUUUAUGGAGGGAGACAUGGAGGGAUUUGUGAAGAAGGCGGAAGAUUGUGAUUGUCCCGGAGUUAUAACCGCCUCGAAGGUUAUGGUGGUGGCGCCAUUUGCUUACCACACGGUCGCUGCCACACGACACAUGAUCUGGUUUCUAAACAUGUUUUUGACAAUCCCAGAGAUCUAUGCCACCGGCUAUGUGGCUGUGGCCCUAUCUAUUGCAUUGGCUGUUGGCCUAAUGGUCAUGGAUGUUGAGCAGAAGCCCAAGGAGCAGGUGGAUCUAUCCAAGAAGCCGAAAAAAGGUAAGGGAAAGCAAGAACCUUCUAAAAAGGACGAGAAGAAGAAUGCCAAGGAUGAUCCGAAAGCUAAAUAUAAGAAAGAACAUUAAUCUCCACGGAUUUAAGUAAUAGGACAAAGUACGUAAAAAAACACAUAUGUUUAAACAUUUCAAAAUUUAAUUGUAUUGAAUAAAUCAGGCUAUAUAUAGUUGAAUUUAAACGA
Messenger RNA from Drosophila serrata, 997 nucleotides. It is a transcript of the gene SdhCL, whose product is annotated as Succinate dehydrogenase, subunit C-like. The record is from RefSeq and is a predicted model, not a curated record. Gene Ontology annotation, biological process: tricarboxylic acid cycle; mitochondrial electron transport, succinate to ubiquinone. Lineage: Eukaryota; Metazoa; Arthropoda; Insecta; Diptera; Drosophilidae. Gene Ontology annotation, molecular function: electron transfer activity. Gene Ontology annotation, cellular component: membrane; respiratory chain complex II (succinate dehydrogenase).